AUGGGUAUGCGCAAUCAAACCCUUCCUUUUGCCCUCUGGAAUCUGGCAACCAGAGAAUUUAGGUCCCUCCCCAAACUCUCUCCUAACUUUCCACCUGAUAUGCUGAGUGGCCAUGAAACUUAUGGAUUUGGUUUUGAUCCCAUUACCAAUGAUUACAAGGUGGUUUCGAUUUGGAACACUUGGGAUCCUUUUAGAGAAAUAAUUAGUCCUUACAAGGCCGCUGUGUAUACCCUAUCUACUGAUUCCUGGAGAUAUCUUGAUCAUGUUGCUUUGCCAUAUUCUAUCAUUCACACCCCUCAGUCUAACACAUGCAUUAAUGGAAUUUAUCAGUGGUUUGCGAUGGACAAUGACCGCCAUCCUGUGAUCCUUUCAUUUGACAUGGGCAAUGAAUUGUUUGAUGAGAUAAGUGAUAUUACUCCAUAUUCAAAACAUGCAGUUCUUGCACCCUACAAUAAUAAUUCUCUGCCUCUGAUUAAUUAUGAUUCAUUUUCAACUGUUGACAUACGGGUGAUGAUGGAAGAAGGGUGUUGGACAAAACAAUCAACUCUUCAAUUCCCUCUUUUAAGCUCUCCCUGUUGUUUGUGA
Cornus florida is the source of this 585-nucleotide messenger RNA. RefSeq names its product F-box/kelch-repeat protein At3g06240-like. The record is from RefSeq and is a predicted model, not a curated record. NCBI's taxonomy places the organism in Eukaryota, Viridiplantae, Streptophyta, Magnoliopsida, Cornales, Cornaceae. The coding region runs from base 1 to 585 and encodes 194 amino acids. The transcript has a single exon.